AUGAACGCAAGUUUCUGGUCCGAGAUUGGUCGGUGGAAUAAUGUUCGUUAUACAAUUGAGACCGGUCUAUUGAUUGCCAAUCUCUUGGGUAGAGAAUUGGUCCUUCCCGGCUUCAGUUACGCAAGUGCAUGUGCCUAUGACAUUGAGGUUUGUGAAAAGUUGACGCCAAUGUAUAUCCGAGAUAAACCAGUGGAUCUCACAAAUGUCGUUAAUCGAUCCCAAUACCCCGACCCAGAUGAUGGAAAGACCUUUCUGCUUCCACCCCUUCAAGAACAAAACCCCACAGGAUGGGUAUUACCCCUUGAAUCUCAAUGGGAUUCCUGUCUGACUCACAGAGAGUUCCUCCAACUGACUGGAGCCAUCAAUGAAUCCCAUUAUCCAUCGUUUCUUGGGCAAUCAACAGGAAAGUGGUCUGUGAAUUACAACAAGGGUCUUUCUUAUCGAAAGGUUCCAAAUCAACUGUUUACCAACAUUAAUCGAACAAUGGUAGAUCGACUACCUGAUCCAGUAGCACCUCUGGGUAAUUCAACAUUCUCCUCAGUUCCUCCUUCCGUACUUGAAAAAUGUCGAAUUACUUUGCAAAAAGUUCAACGUUCAGAACCAGUAAGACCACACAAAAAACGUGUGGUGAUAACCUAUCAGGAUCACAAUACUUUCCCUUCAUGGAAUGAUGAUCUCAUCAAUAAUGACCAGAUGAGCGGGGACCUUUCUAUCCGUGACCAUGAUUUUCUAGAGCGUUGUUUGGCUUCAGGUGGGUAUCGCACUGCCUAUGGAUACACUCUUUUAGGGUACUGGAUGAAGGCUCCGUAUGACCCUACUAAAUAUAUCCGUAAAGUCCAGGAUUUAACGGGAUGGUGGGACGAGCUCAAUGAUAUCGAAGAAAACAUUUUACAUAUCGAAGGUGAAAUUCAUAAUGGAUUUCCACCUGGAUCAAUGCUCUGGACCAGUCUUGCAGGUCGUCAGAAUUACGAAAAUCUAGUAAGAACAGCCAUCAAGGCACCAGAUGUGUAUGAUCGAAUGGCUUCAAAGUUAGAAAGGAAGAUGCGUGAACGAUGUGAAGGUCGAAGUUGGCGAUCUACUCACAUGAGAAGGGGUGAUUUUGUGAACUACGGAUGGGCCAUCUCUGACAUUGGGGAACAUUAUGCACUGAUGCAAAAGCGUUUGAAUGCCUCUCUGGCUACUUUGGAAGCCUCACCUGCACUUCUGAUAUCGGCUCACAAAGCCUACGGCACGAGCCGUCAGGUGCCAAAGCUCGAAGAUCCUAUCUAUCUCGCUACGAAUGCUAAAGGACCAGAGCUUGAUUUUCUCAGGAAGCAAAAUGUGAUCCUAUUGAAUGAUUUACUAGAUGAUUCAGAUCGAAUCGAACUUAGUUUUAGUUCUCAUUUUCAAGACACAUUAGCUAUCCUGGAACAAUGUUUGAUGAUGCGUUCAGCUAUCUUUAUUGGUGAUUAUGAAUAUAUGUAA
Messenger RNA from Melampsora larici-populina 98AG31, 1464 nucleotides. RefSeq lists its product as uncharacterized. The transcript has 11 exons. The record is from RefSeq and is a predicted model, not a curated record. Bases 1 to 1464 code for a protein of 487 amino acids. Lineage: Eukaryota; Fungi; Basidiomycota; Pucciniomycetes; Pucciniales; Melampsoraceae.